Molecule: messenger RNA, 1587 nt
Organism: Ilex paraguariensis (yerba mate)
Lineage: Eukaryota; Viridiplantae; Streptophyta; Magnoliopsida; Aquifoliales; Aquifoliaceae
Source: the annotation of a GenBank genome assembly
AUGAAGUUCAAGCACUCUCCGAACUCGCCUUCUCAAACCCUAACCGCCACGACCUCUCAGGAUGCCAGGCUUCUCGUGCGCGAGACGCUCCGAAUCAGCGCCAACCUCGCCUCCGCUCCGCCGUCGGCGUCGUCCUUGGUUGCUGCGGAGAGUAUUGGAUUGAGGCCGCGUGAGGCAAAUUUGGGACUGGUUGAGGAACAAUUCGUUGAUUCGAGCUUGAGAUUGAUUUGCUGCGAAGAGAUCGAUGGACGAAAAUGGAAUUACUUUGCCGAGAAGGAUAAUUUUAAGCAAUUCAAGAAGAGUUCGAUCCGUGCUGUUGGCUUGCAGACUCACCAAGCCCCUGUAGAUGAAUUGAUGUCAUUCAUAAGAUCCUAUGUAGUGCCAGAAGGUUUUCCUGAUAGUGUUUCACCAUCUUAUGUACCGUACAUGUCAUGGAGAGCUUUGAAGCAUUUUUUCGGUGGAGCAAUGGGUGUUUUCACAACACAAACGCUUUUGAGUUCAGUUGGAGUCUCGAGAAAUCGAGCUGCUCCUGGGGCUGUAGCUAUCAACUGGAUUCUCAAGGAUGGUGCUGGUCGGGUUGGUAAGAUGCUUUUCGCUCGGCAGGGGAAGAAAUUUGAUUAUGAUCUAAAACAGCUUCGGAUCACGGGUGAUCUGCUAAUGGAGUUGGGUGCUGGUGUAGAACUGGUAACUGCGGCAGUUCCACACCUUUUCCUGCCUUUAGCCUGUGCUGCCAAUGUGGCCAAGAAUGUUGCUGCUGUCACAUCAACAUCAACUCGCACUCCCAUAUACAAAGCCUUCGCUAAAGGAGAAAACAUUGGCGAUGUCACUGCUAAAGGGGAAUGUGUUGGAAAUGUUGCAGAUCUGCUGGGAACUGGAAUGAGUAUCUUGAUGGCGAAAAGAAAUCCUUCCUUGGUUACCACAUUUGCCCUCCUUUCCUGCGGAUAUGUUCUCAGUUCUUACCAAGAGGUAAAAUCUGUUGUAUUGCAUACGUUGAAUCGGGCUAGAUUCACUGUAGCAGUAGAGUCCUUCCUCAAGACAGGGCGAGUUCCAACAUUGCAGGAGGGCAAUAUGAUGGAAAAUAUAUUCACUUUUCCCUGGUCCAAAGACAGACCCAUUGUUCUUGGACCUAGGUUUAAGGACGCAUUCCAAGAUGCGAAUUCUUAUCUCACCGUAGAACCUGUUUUUGAGAAAGAGAGAUAUAUAGUGACGUACAACCCUUCUAAGGGUAAUAUAUUCGCACUGCUCAAGGAUCAAGCAAAGUCAGAUGACAUUCUGAAAGCAGCUUUUCAUGCUCAUGUGCUUCUGCAUAUUGUUCGUUCCUCAAACGAGAAUGAAUCUUCCUCUAGAAGACAACUGGGAAGUGAUCAUUCGAUUUUAUUGCCCUCGACUACUGAUAUGGAGUCCCAUGUUGUGGAAUCUUAUAAGAUGGUCUCAGCUUUAUAUGGACCCUUCAAGACUAAAGCUAAAGAACAGGUAAUUAGGGACAUGAAAGUUAAUGAAAGUAAUAAGGCCGUUACUUUGAAUGUUCUCGUCUUGCAUUCAAGGGCAAAAGCUGGAAACAAUUUUUAUUUGCAAAAGAUUACAUAA